Solanum dulcamara is the source of this 1649-nucleotide messenger RNA. RefSeq lists its product as uncharacterized. The transcript is spliced from 8 exons. The record is from RefSeq and is a predicted model, not a curated record. The coding region runs from base 110 to 1093 and encodes 327 amino acids. Lineage: Eukaryota; Viridiplantae; Streptophyta; Magnoliopsida; Solanales; Solanaceae.
UUUAGUUCCAAAUUUUCCCUAAAUUUUCUGGAGUUCAACUCGGGAAAAAAAUAAAUUCUUUUUCAUGUCAAACACCUAUUGAGAGGGAGCAGAAAGAGGAGAAGCAGCCAUGGGAGAAGAAAUUAAGGCAGCGGCAAACUACUAUUCGAAGGACUUUGAAUGGGACCAACUUCGACAAGAGAUCGAAAACAAUCCUUCUCUUGCUCACCAUUUGCUUCCUUUUCCUAAUUCCAUCACCCAAAAUCAACAUACCCUUUUGUCUUUAUGUUCCCCGCAGGAAGAUUCUGAAGCAUGGAACAACUUCCACACUCGCCAUUCCACUGGAAAAUUCUUCAAGGAGCGUCGGUACUUGCUUAAGGAAUUUCCAGAGCUAGCCUCUUGCGGGGAAUGCUCGACAGUUUUGGAGAUUGGAUGUGGAAAUGGUAGUACAGCUCUGGCAAUACUACGUGGAAACAAGAGCAUCUCUCUGUAUGCCUGUGACUGCAGCAAAGAGGCUCUUGAGAGGGCUAAAGAGAAUAUUGAAGCUGCUAAUAUAAACUUAGCUAAAGAACGUUUUUACCCAUUCCAAUGUGAUUUCUCUGCAAGCGGAUUUCCAAACUGGUUAGCCUGCACUUCUUGCUAUGAAAAUUUAUUCCAGAAGCAGAAUAUGGCAGAUGCAAGAAGCUACAGUAAGCAAGAUUUCCCAUCUGCCAAGAACAAUAACUGCAUUGGUGGAGUAGAUUUUGUUACCUUAAUAUUUACACUAUCAGCAGUGCCACUUCACAGGAUGUCGAGAGCAAUCACAGAAUGCUUCUCUGUUCUAAAGCCCGGAGGGCUGUUGUUAUUCAGGGAUUAUGGUCUUUAUGAUAUGACCAUGCUUCGGUUCGAGCCAGAGCAAAGAGUAGGAUACAGGGAAUACAUGCGUACUGAUGGAACAAGGUCUUACUUUUUUUGCUUGGAUAAUGUGCGAGAUCUCUUCUGCGGCACAGGAUUCACCGAGCUUGAGCUUGAAUAUUGUUGUGUCCAGUCAGUGAAUCGACGGAAUGGGAAGAUCAUGCGAAGAGUAUGGAUUCAUGGGAAGUUCCAGAAGCCUCAUGUCCACGUAGGUUCUUAACCCUGUGGUUUUGAUGGAAGAAAGUGAGCUUGCAAACAGCUACGUUUAUGUUCCUUGAGCUUAAGAAACUGAAAAAAGCAGAUAAACAUGUGUAAUUUUUUACCCUUUAAUUCUCCUUCAACAGAGCUAAAUCAAUUACGUGUAGAAGUAGAAUGCUUGAGUAUAAUUUCAGCACCUGAGAUUCCUUUGAAUUCAAGAUUCAGUCAUUUUUUAGCUAUGCAUGCAAAGCGGCACUUUAUCUCGUGAAACAUAUUAAGUAGUGCUGUGAUUGUACGAUGAGAUGCAGAAAAGAAUGAGCAAAAAGUUGACAAGAUGGCCAUAUUCUUUCUGUUACUCCGGCAGUUUGUUCUCUUAAGCUUGGGGCUGUUUUAACGUCUGCUUACACUAUGAUGGUGCAUUAUUGGUUUGAGAAGCUUCUCAAGGGUGAUUUAUUGUUGUUCCUCUGGAAGAGAAUUUAAUUGUGAAAAUUGGUGUAAUCUGAUGCCGGUAGCAGGCUCGUUGAAAUUAUUCUCUUGGUGAAGCUUGUGGGGAAGACUGGCCCAAUUGCAUAGAAGGG